AUGGCAGCAGGAGUAGCAGCAUGGUUGCCCUUUGCCAGGGCAGCUGCCAUAGGAUGGAUGCCAGUGGCCAAUUGUCCUAUGCCACUGGCUCCAACGGAGAAAAAUAAGAGGCAGGACGAGCUGAUCAUUCUCAAUGUGAGUGGCAGGCGUUUCCAGACCUGGAGGACUACACUUGAGAGAUACCCCGACACUCUCCUGGGCAGCACUGAGAAGGAGUUCUUCUUCAAUGAAGACACUAAGGAGUACUUCUUUGACCGAGACCCUGAGGUCUUUAGGUGCAUCUUAAAUUUUUAUAGAACUGGCAAGCUACACUAUCCAAGGUAUGAGUGCAUCUCUGCUUAUGAUGAAGAGCUUGCCUUUUAUGGGAUCCUCCCUGAAAUCAUUGGGGACUGCUGCUAUGAAGAGUAUAAAGAUAGAAAGCGGGAAAAUGCAGAGCGGCUGAUGGAUGACAAUGACUCAGAAAACAACCAGGAAGGUUCCAUGCCAUCCCUGAGCUUCCGGCAGACCAUGUGGCGAGCCUUCGAGAACCCCCACACCAGCACCUUAGCCUUAGUCUUUUACUAUGUCACUGGUUUCUUUAUUGCUGUCUCUGUGAUCACUAAUGUUGUGGAAACUGUCCCUUGCGGCACAGUGCCUGGAAACAAGGAGCUUCCAUGUGGGGAGAGAUAUGCUGUGGCUUUCUUUUGCUUAGACACAGCUUGUGUGAUGAUUUUCACGGUUGAGUAUCUGUUGAGACUCUUCGCGGCCCCAAGUCGCUACAGAUUCAUCAGAAGUGUAAUGAGUAUCAUUGAUGUGGUAGCCAUCAUGCCGUACUACAUUGGCUUGGUGAUGACCAAUAACGAGGACGUCAGCGGAGCCUUUGUGACACUAAGGGUUUUUCGGGUUUUCAGGAUUUUCAAGUUUUCUCGCCAUUCCCAAGGUUUAAGAAUCUUGGGCUACACUUUGAAGAGCUGUGCCUCUGAGCUUGGCUUUCUCCUCUUUUCUCUCACUAUGGCAAUCAUCAUCUUUGCAACUGUGAUGUUUUAUGCAGAGAAAGGGUCCUCAGCUAGCAAAUUCACCAGUAUUCCUGCUUCCUUUUGGUACACUAUUGUAACCAUGACAACACUUGGUUACGGUGACAUGGUGCCCAAGACAAUUGCUGGGAAGAUAUUUGGCUCCAUCUGCUCCCUGAGCGGGGUGCUGGUCAUUGCUCUGCCGGUUCCUGUCAUUGUUUCCAACUUCAGCCGUAUUUACCACCAGAACCAGAGAGCAGACAAGCGGAGAGCUCAGAAGAAAGCCCGACUUGCAAGGAUUCGAGUGGCCAAAACAGGUAGUUCCAACGCUUACCUUCACAGCAAGCGCAACGGCCUCCUGAAUGAAGCCCUGGAGCUGACGGGAUCCACUGAAGAUGAGCAGCACAUGACUAAAGGCACCUCCUUAAUUGAAAGCCAACAUCACCACCUGCUGCACUGCCUGGAGAAAACAACCGGAUUGUCCUAUCUUGUGGAUGAUCCCCUGUUAUCUGUACGAACUUCCACCAUCAAGAAUCAUGAGUUCAUAGACGAGCAGCUGUUUGAGCAAAAUUGCAUGGAGAGUUCAAUGCAAAACUACCCAUCCUCUCGAAGUCCCUCCUUGUCAAGUCACCAUGGUUUGACCACCUCCUGCUGUUCUCGCCGUAACAAGAAGACCACUCACCUCCCCAACUCCAGUGUGCCAGCCACUCGCCUCCGGAGUAUGCAGGAGCUCAGCACUAUCCACAUUCAGUGCAGUGAGCAGCCCUCCCUCACAACAAGUCGUUCCAGUCUCAAUAUGAAGUCAGAUGAUGGGCUGCGACCGAACUGCAAAACUGCGCAGAUAACAACAGCCAUCAUCAGCAUCCCCACACCGCCGGCACUAACACCAGAAGGCGAGAGUAGGCCUCCACCCAGCAGUCCUGGCCACUCCACGAACAUUUCUACCACUACCACAAGCAACAUAGUCAAGGUCUCUGCCUUGUAA
This is a messenger RNA of Rhea pennata, 1977 nucleotides long. It is a transcript of the gene KCND3, whose product is annotated as potassium voltage-gated channel subfamily D member 3. Gene Ontology annotation, molecular function: A-type (transient outward) potassium channel activity; protein binding. The record is from RefSeq and is a predicted model, not a curated record. NCBI's taxonomy places the organism in Eukaryota, Metazoa, Chordata, Aves, Rheiformes, Rheidae. The transcript has 7 exons. Gene Ontology annotation, biological process: protein homooligomerization; potassium ion export across plasma membrane. Gene Ontology annotation, cellular component: dendritic spine; voltage-gated potassium channel complex; postsynaptic membrane. The coding region runs from base 1 to 1977 and encodes 658 amino acids.